UUGUCAACCUUUGGUUCAGUAUUUCAUUUUUUAGUGACAGAAGUUCCGGGAGACUUAAUUUCCUACUCAUUUUCUCCUUGCAGUAACCCUCUGAAUUAGCCUGCUCCUUCACUCUUUUCUUCAUCUUCCAUUUUUUCUCUCAUUCAUCAAAUCCCUAAUCAUUUGCGCAGACUUACAUAAAUUUGCAUCUCAUCAGAUUUCAUCUCGCAGUCGAUUCAGAAGUAGUGAGAGAAAGGAAGAGAUUGUAGAAGGAGGAUUUAUAGAAGAAAAUUUCAAUGGCGUUAUCUGCUUCAGACCUUCCGAUGAUGUACCAAUUACUGGCUAAUUCUCUCAGCGGCGACCAAACUGUUCGCAAACCUGCUGAAACCGCGCUUUCUCAAUCUGAAAGCCGUCCUGGUUUCUGUUCUUGCUUAAUGGAGGUUAUUACUGCACAGCAUUUGGCUGCUCAAGUUGAUGUUCGUUUAAUGGCCACUGUUUAUUUCAAGAAUAGUAUUAAUCGAUAUUGGAGAACUCGCAGAGACUCUAUGGGAAUUAGCAGUGAGGAGAAGUUGUAUCUAAGGCAAAAAUUGUUAUCUUACUUGAGAGAAGAAAAUGAUAAGAUAGCUUUGGUAUUGGCAGUACUAAUAUCAAAAAUUGCACGAUUUGAUUACCCUAAAGAGUGGCCUGAUCUAUUUACCACUUUAGCUCAGCAGAUUCAAUCAGCAGAUGUUCUUUCAUCCCAUAGGAUUUUUCUUAUUCUCUUUCGGACUCUUAAGGAACUAUCAACGAAGCGUUUAACUUCAGACCAACGGAAUUAUGCAGAGAUAUCUUCUCAUUUCUUUGAUUACUGCUGGCAUCUUUGGCAAAGUGAUGUGCAGAGAAUUUUGCUUGGUUUCUCUGAAUUGGGGCAUAACUUCAGUUCAAACGGCUUGGACCAACAUCAAAAUCAGCUGUAUCUAAUAUGUGAAAGAUGGUACUUGUGUUUGAAGAUAAUACGCCAGUUAGUUAUUUCAGGGCACCAAAGUGAUUCCAAGUCUUUACAGGAAGUCCGUCAGGUCAAAGAGGUUUCUCCUAUGCUACUAAGUGCUAUUCAAUCACUUCUUCCUUAUUAUUUGUCUUUCCAAGAACGACAUCCUAGGUUCUGGGAUUUCAUAAAGAGAGCAUGCACCAAGAUGAUGAAGGUCUUAAUUGCUUUCCAAGGAAAACAUCCUUACUCCUUUGGUGAUAAAGGUGUUCUUUCGCCUGUCAUAGAUUUCUGUUUGAUUAAGAUCACCAAUCCGGAGGCUGAGCUAUUUUCAUUUGAGCAAUUUCUUAUCCAGUGUAUGGUGUUGGUAAAAUCUGCUCUGGAAUGUAAAGACUAUAGUCCUAGUUUGAUUGGUCGCGUGGUGGAUGAACAAGUUGUCACUUCUGAGCAGAGGAAGAAUAGUAUUUCUUCUGCCAUUGCUGGGACCCUUGCGUCACUCUUCCCUAAUGAUGUUGUUGUGCUUUUGUGCAAUGUCUUAAUACGAAGGUAUUUCGUUUUAUCAGCAAGUGAUUUGGACGAAUGGAGCCAGAAUCCUGAAGGCUUUCAUCAUGAACAGGAUAUGGUGCAGUGGACUGAGAAACUAAGGCCCUGUGCUGAAGCUCUCUACAUUGUUCUAUUUCACAAGUACAGCCAACUGCUAGGUCCUGUGAUAGUCUCCAUUCUUAAAGAAGCAAUGAGCGGUUGUUCUAGUUCAAUGACUGAAAUUACUCCAGGAAUGCUUCUCAAGGAUGCUGCUUAUGGAGCUGCUGCAUAUGUAUAUUACGAACUCUCAAACUACUUAAGCUUCACAGACUGGUUUAAUGGUGCAUUAUCGUUGGAAUUAACAAAUGAUCAUCCCAACAUGCGCAUCAUCCAUCGGAAAGUUGCUUUGAUACUUGGUCAGUGGGUCUCCGAGAUAAAAGAUGAUACCAAGAGAUCAGUGUAUUGUGCUGCCAUCAAAUUGCUUCAAGAUAGAGACCUUGCUGUCAGGCUGGCAGCAUGUAGGACUUUGUGCUUGCUUAUAGAAGACUCAAACUUCAGCGAGAAGGAAUUCACGGACCUUCUUCCGUCAUGUUGGGAUUUGUGUUUUAAUUUGGUUGAGGAGGUCAUGGAGUUUGAUUCAAAGGUCCAAGUUUUAAACUUGAUAUCUGUUCUUCUUGGACAUAUUGGUCAAGUGAUUCCUUAUGUUGACAAGUUGGUGAAGUUUUUCCAAAAGGUCUGGGAAGAGUCUUCUGGGGAAAGUCUUUUGCAAAUGCAGCUUCUUAUCGCAUUGAGGAACUUUGUUGUGGCUCUUGGUUAUCAGUCACCUGUUUGCUACAAUAUAUUACUGCACAUUUUGCAAAGAGGAGUAGAUGUGAAUGGUCCAGAUGAACUCAAUCUUAUGGAGGAUAGUAUGCUGUUGUGGGAGACUACCCUUUCAUAUGCUCCAUCAAUGGUUACUCAGCUAUUGGACUUAUUUCCAAGUCUUGUGGAUAUCAUUGAAAGAAGUUUUGAUCAUCUGACGGUUGCAGUUGAAAUUAUUGAGGAUUACAUAAUCUUGGGUGGCAAUGAGUUCUUAAGUCGACAUGCCUCUAGUGUAGCUAAGCUCUUGGAUAUGAUAGUUGGCAAUGUAAAUGAUAAGGGCCUUCUUUCGGUUCUCCCUGUCAUUGAUAUUCUAGUGCAGUGUUACCCUAUUGAAGUUCCUCCACUUAUCAGCAGUACUCUCCAGAAAUUGGUGGUUGUGUGUUUAUGUGGAGGAGAUGAGUGUGAUCCCUCAAAAACAGCUGUAAAAUCAUCAUCUGCUGCUAUUUUAGCAAGAGUUCUAGUGCUGAAUACCAAUUACCUAGCUCAAUUAACAUCUGAGUCUUCACUUUUACUACUGCUCCAAGGUGCAGGUUUCCCUAUGGAUGAGAACAUACUUCUCUGUCUGGUUGAUAUAUGGUUAGAGCAGGUUGAUAAUAUGACUUUAAUUCAGAGAAAAACUAUUGGCCUAGCACUUUCUAUAAUUUUGACCUUAAGGUUGCCACAAGUUCCUGAUAAACUCGACCAGAUUCUGAGUGCUUGUACCAGUGUGAUAAUGGGUGGUAAUGAGGACUUGUCAGAGGGUGAGUCCAGUGGUGAUUACAUGACUUCCAUCAGGCCUCAAAUUGAAGGAACUGUUCUGAGUAAAGAGUUCAAGAAGAGGCAGAUCAAAGCCUCGGAUCCAAUCAGUCAGAUGUCCUUAGAGAAUGCAGUGAGAGACAACCUUCAAACGUGUGUUGCCCUUCAUGGAGAUGCCUUUAAUGCUGCAAUAAAUAGAAUGCAUCCUGCUGCACUGGCUCAAAUGAAGGAAGCAUUGAAGAUGUCAUAGCAAAGCAACUGAAAUUGCCUGUUGUCAACGUAGUUACUCCUUGCAAUUUUUGAUUCUCAUGCUUGGGGUUGAUGAGAUUACAUCCCGUGAGUUGAUAUAUCUAUUUGUGCGUGUAGAUUUCAUUGCCAAUUUUUAAUGGCGAGUUUGUUGCAUGUAGCCAAUUCUUUACGAUUCUUUCCCAUUUGUGUCGGGGCUUUCUCUACAUAUUAUUUUUACUUACAAUCAUCCUGUUCGUCAUGCUGCUUGGCGAUAGGAACUUUGGUCAUAGGCAUUUGAUAGAAAAGCGCACGCAAAUUAUGUAAUGAACUCAAAUUGUGUUAUAUCAUGUGUUAAAAAAUCAUAAUGAUUUGAUUACAUUAAAUUUUGUACAACAAUAUUUUGCUGACACACUUGUUUUGCACAUGUGUAACUACACCCAAAUUUUGUGGAA
Amaranthus tricolor (Joseph's coat) is the source of this 3741-nucleotide messenger RNA. RefSeq lists its product as uncharacterized. The record is from RefSeq and is a predicted model, not a curated record. NCBI's taxonomy places the organism in Eukaryota, Viridiplantae, Streptophyta, Magnoliopsida, Caryophyllales, Amaranthaceae. Gene Ontology annotation, biological process: protein import into nucleus. Gene Ontology annotation, molecular function: small GTPase binding. The coding region runs from base 276 to 3311 and encodes 1011 amino acids. Gene Ontology annotation, cellular component: nuclear envelope; cytosol. The transcript has 24 exons.